AUGGGAGCGAGAGUGGGCGGGGCUGUGCCAGCUUGUGAGAGGGCUGCCGAGCAGCUCCGUGCAGGCUUCGACGUGCUGGACCUCUACGGCAACACAUGGGACCGUGCCAUGGAGGUGCUCGAGGCCUACAUCGAGCGGGGGGGCGCGCGCCCGCACCUCGUCACGGUCCAGGAGGCGCGGGUAGCCCAGUGGCGAGUGCCAGGGGACUUCAAGCACUGCAUGAUCGCCGAGGACCUGACCCACAAGGCUGGGCCUACUUCCAGUGUGAUGUGGGGGCGGACGGUUACUGGCGUGGCCGACGGAGAGUUGCGCGGUGGGCGAGUCACCGCGUGCCCCUGCGCGGGGCGGCUCCCCCGCGGCGCGGCCCUCGGCCUCAGGCUGCGGCGCGCGGAGCUCCGCAGGGGCCGCGGCCUGGACCCGCUCGUGCCGAUCACGGACAGCACGCUCCAGAUUCUUGCAGGGCGAUUGCACUCGGGCGAGCUCUCCCCGCCGAUGCUCAGGGGUGCGCUCGAGGCUGCAGCUUCGCGGCAGGCGUCAGCAGCGGCGCCCUGGGUGCACUGCGACUUCCCCGUGGAUGCAGCUGUCCUCACCCUGGGCAGGAUCGGCUGGCACUGCAGGUCCGAGCGGUGCCUCAUCACGGACGUCGGGGACGUGCUGGACUUGACGCUGAUGGGGCCGCGCGAGCUCGGCGUCGAGGCCAGCCUUGGGGCGAGGCGCGCCUCGGAUCGGCAUGAGAUGCGAAAGCUGGCCAGUGCCUCUUCUUUGUAUGGUUCCUUCCUGUGGGAUGCCUUCGAGGAGCUCAUCGGGCCAGGAGGCAAGCUCAGCGAGCGCGAGAGGAACGGGCUGGCCUCCCGCCUCACGAACGCGCACUGGCCGCAGGCGAGGCUCCACGGCGCCCGCGGAAGCGGCCGCGCCCGCUGCAGGCGCGGCGGAGCCGCGCGGGGCACCCUCUGGCACAGGGUGUUCGGGUGCCCCAUGCUUGCGGCCCAGCGGGGGGUGCUCGGCAGGCCGCCCGUCGACAAGCUCAAUGGCAAGUUGUACGUGGACGGCUCUUCGGUCGACCCGCAGUUCUGCGCCUUGGGGCGCGCGGGCUGGGCGAUUGCUCAAUGCGACGACGACGGCAGCCUCGCCGCGGGCGUCUACGGGACCGUCAGGAAGGACCUCCGUCCACAGCAAAUGGCUCGUGACGGUGAGGACUUCGCGGUCUGGCAGAUGGUGAACCACGCGGGCCCUGCAGUCAAGGAUGUCAACAUCGACUGCCACGGCACGGCCGAGUGCUCGCGCAAGGUGCUGGCCUAUGCGACGGGCCCGACCCAGGCCAACGCCCAUCUCUGGAGCAGGAGCCUCGCCGCCGUCGAGCCUGGCGGCCCCAGGGUGAACAAGGUGGCCGCCCACGGCAGCAGGCAGGCGGUGCUCGACGGGCGCAUCGCGGAGGCGCAGAGGCGCAGCAACCUGCGCGCCGACCGCCUAGCCAAGCUGGAAGCACGGCUGCACGCCGAGGACGCCCAGACCCUGGGCGAACACUGCGCCUUGGCGGGAUUCGCCCAGGAGCAGGCCCGCUGGGUGGGCCAUGCGGCGGUCUUCUGGCAGUACUUCGCGGAGAAGGACAGCGGCAGCUUCCUCGAGUCCGACGAGAGGCGGCGGGCGCGGUUCGCCGACCAGGAGGGGCGGGCCGAGCUGCCCACUCCAUGCAGGCCGACGGCGCAGCAGCCGCGAGUGGAGGGCGUCCGCUCGGUGGCCAGCGCGGUCGGCCUCUCCAUCACCACGGCUGGCAUCCGCGGCCGCUGCCACUCCCUGACGCACGCGUGCUGCGGCGUAGGCGGGGAGUCCCAGGAGCUGGUGGCGUGCGGCAAGUGCGGCGCCUACAUGGUCCUUGGAGGCCAAUCUGGAGGCCGCCCAAAGCUCAAGGAGCAGUGCAUCGGCGAGAGGGCCACGGGGCAGCGCAGCCAGCGCCGCCCUUGGGCUCGAGGGCUACACCCAAGUGGUCGACCACGCGGAGGUGAUCAGCAGCGCAGGGAGAAAGGUGCUGAAAUCCCCGCGCUGAGGCUGCAGGGGCCGCUACCCCCAGCGGCCCAAGAGGCCUUCAUGGCACGGCUGGGCCUCGAGGGAGAGGAGGCGCCCUCUGCAGCAGGUGGCAGCUCAGCAGCAGCAGCGUCGUGUGGUGCAGGCGGCUGCGAGCACUGGCCAACAACGAGGCCGACGGCGGCAGUGCAGCAAGGGACGGCGGGCAGCGCCCCGCGGGCCGCCGUGCUGGCCGCGCACGGCCUGGGUGUGCAGGACCUCGCCGAGCAGGCGCUGCCCGCCAACGCCGCCGCGGGGCGCCCGGCGCGGGGGGGGCCCGGCCGGCCCCGCGGCAUGGCCCCGGGCGCGGUGGAAUACACGCUGUCGCCGGGGCGCCUGCUGAUCGCCGUGGAAGGGGUGGCCAGGCUGAGCGACCUGGAGGACCUCGACGUGAGGGCCGACCGCGUAGUCUUCCGCGCCCUCGGCACGCAGGUUUGCGUCACGCUGCGCGCGGGUGCCAUCGACGUCGCCUCCUGCGCCGCCAGCUUUCGAAAGGGGCGCCUGCGCCUCACUUGGCAGCCCAGCGAGGACGAUGGCGUGGCCGGCGGCACCUGGGCCAGCCUUGUUGCGGCCGAAGAGGCCAAGGACGCCAGCGCCGCGGCCGGCGGUGCCACAGACUCCUCGCAGCCUGCCCAGGUCGAGGACGAAGCCGCCGCUGCCCGUGGCCCUGCCGGCGAGCGCCCCUCCGAGGCCCCAGCAGCGCCAAGCGAGGCAGCCGCCGCGGAGGCGCCGGAGGUGCUGUUCGAGCUGCGGGCGACCGCGGAGUGGGCGCUGCGCAAACUCCGGCAGCUCGAGGUGCCCGCCGGCGCCCGGGGCUCCGAGCGCUUCAAGGCGGAGGUGGGGCUCGCCGAGCUCGCGCUGCUGGCGGCCCGCUGCUGCCGGCUGGGCGCGCCCGCCGCGCUCGGCCCGCAGCUGCGGGCGGCGGAGGGCGGCGUCGAGCGGGCGCUGGCCGAGCGGGCGGCGGGCGGAGCUCCGGGCCCGGCGGUGCCGGCCGUCGUGGCGGCCGCGGAGCGGGCCCUGGGCGCCGUGGCCGACGCGGCGCCGCUGGCCGUGCCGCAGCCGGAGCCGCUCGGGCCGCCGCCCGCGCGGGGCAGCUCGGCGGGCCUCGCCGGCGCCCGGUGGAGGCUGGGCAGCGGCCGGCUGGUGGGCCCCGGCGUGGGCACGUGGAAGCUGUCUCGGGGAGAGCAGGCCGAGGAGAGCGUGCUCGCGGCGCUGAGGCGGGGCGCGCGCCACGUGGACACGGCGGCGGAGUACGCGACGGAGGCGGCGGUCGCCGAGGCCAUCCGGCGCUCCUGCGUGCCCCGGGACGAGGUCUUCGUCACGCUCAAGGUGGCCUCAGACACCGCCGAUGGGCUUCGGCAGACGCUGCGGGACUCGUGGCGCCGCUGGGGCGGGCAGUACGUCGACUGCCUGAUGCUGCACCGCUCGCCCGAGGCCGACCAGUCGCUGGGGGAGGUUUGGGCAGUCAUGGAGGCAGAGGUGCGCGCCGGGCGCGCCAGGUCGCUCGGCGCCUCGAACGUGACGCUGGUGCAGCUGAGGGCGCUGGUGCGCGACAGGCCACCCGAGCUGCGGCCAGCCAUGGUGCAGCUGAAGUGCUCCGUGUUCCACCAAGGCGGCUACUUCCACGAGGAGAGCAGCGGACCGUCCGCGCUGUGGCGCUUCCUCCGCGACAGCGGCAUCGUGCCGGUCGGCGUCUCGCUCUUCAACCCGCUGCACUCGUGCGCCGCGCCCCUGGAGGUGCCCCUGGUGGCCGCGUGGGCCUCGGAGGCGGGCUGCUCUCCCGCCGAGCUGCUGGCGCACUGGGCCGUGGCGAUCGGCGUGUGCCCGCUGGUGCGCUGCUCGCCCCUCCACGCCGCGAUCUUCGAGAGCGGGCUGCGCCUGCCCCCCCGGCUCGUGUCCGCGCUGUCGAGCCUAUCGUCGCUGACCGAGUGCGACUGCUGCCCGGCCGGCCGCGACCCGCUGGGCCUGCGGAGCCGCGGGGCGCCACGGCGGGCGGCGCGCAGCGGCGAGGCGCUGCGGGGGCGGGCGGUGGAGGUACACUCGCUGGAGUCCGAGGGCGGGCGGGCGCUGAACGGGCAGCGCGGCCGCCUCGAAGACUUCGACGACGCCAGCGGGCGCUGGCAGGUCCUCCUCCUCCUCCUCCCUCCUCCUCCUCCUCCUCCUCCUCUCCUCCUCCUCCUCUCCUCCUCCUCCUCCUCCUCCUCCCCCCCCCCCUCUUCCUCCUCCUCCUCCUCCUCCUCCUCCUCUCCUCAUCCUCCUCCUCCUCCUCCUCCUCCUCCUCCUCCUCCUCCUCCUCCUCCUCCUCCUCAGGCUACUUUAACUCCUCCUCCUCCUCCUCCUCCUCCUCCUCCUCCUCCUCCCUUCUCCUCCUCCUCCUCCUCCUCCUCCUCCUCCUCCUCCCUCAAGUAA
Molecule: messenger RNA, 4470 nt
Organism: Prorocentrum cordatum
Lineage: Eukaryota; Dinophyceae; Prorocentrales; Prorocentraceae
Source: the annotation of a GenBank genome assembly